AUGCCAAAGAGCGACGAGACAAUGAGCCGAUCCCCGUCGCAAAAAGCCAUGAUCGACCAGAUGGACAAGUUUUAUUAUUGCAACUCAAUGUUCUUCGGUCAUCAAGUGGGGGAAGAUCUUGCGGACGAGCUUGUCAACGGCACAGGCGGCGCCAUGGCCAAGGCCUAUAUCAUGUCAUCUGGGUCCGAAGCUAUGGAUGCAGCUAUGAAAAUGGCACGGCAGUACUUCGUGGAAUCGAGUCCUAAGCAGUCCAAGCGUAUUAAUUUCAUUGCGCGAGAGGGCUCGUAUCAUGGCACAACCCUUGGCGGACUGUCAAUGAGCGGUCAUGUUGGCAGGCGAAGCUUGUUUCUGGACAUGCUGCUGCCCAACGUGCAUCGAGUGUCCGCAUGCAAUGCUUACAGAGGUAUGAAGCCGGGCCAAACGACCGAGGAAUAUGUCGAGCAAUUGGCGGAUGAGCUUGACAAGAAGUUUCAACAAGUCGGUCCUGAUACAGUUUGUGCGUUUGUUGCCGAACCAGUUGUCGGAGCGACACUGGGAUGUGUCCCCGCCGUGCCUGGCUACUUCAAGGCCAUGAGACGGGUAUGCGAUAAAUACGGCGCGCUCCUGAUUUUGGAUGAGGUCAUGUCUGGCAUGGGUCGUUGCGGAUCAUUGCACGUAUGGCAGCAGGAAGGCGUGGUGCCUGAUAUACAGACCAUGGCAAAAGGGCUGGGAGGCGGAUUUGCUCCAGUGGCGGGGAUGAUGAUCAAUCACCGCGUCGCAGAUGCUCUGAUGGCAGGAACCGGGGCCUUUUCACAUGGCCACACAUAUCAGGGCCAUCCGAUUGCCUGUGCUGCUGCAUUGGAGGUGCAGCGCAUCAUCCGCGAGGGUAGUCUUGUCGAAAAUGUCAAGCGAACAGGAGGGAUCUUGGGGGGCCUUUUACACAAGGAGCUUGACGGCCAUCCAAACGUCGGCAAUGUACGAGGAAAAGGCCUCUUUUGGGGUAUUGAGUUUGUGAAAGACAAGGAGAAUAAAACGCCGUUCCCAGUGACGGCCGGCAUAGCCAAUGCAGUGCAUACGACAGGUCUGAUGGACAUGGGCAUCAUGCUGUAUCCUGGGACGGGCACGAUGGACGGCGUUGACGGUGACCAUGUGCUGGUGUCUCCCGUUUACACGAGCACGGAGGAAGAUGCCUCGAGAAUUGUGAAGAAGAUAAAGGAGACUGUGGACAUGACGUUUUCUAGGUUAGCUGAACUUGCAGGCAUUCAUUAA
Messenger RNA from Akanthomyces muscarius, 1248 nucleotides. RefSeq lists its product as uncharacterized. The record is from RefSeq and is a predicted model, not a curated record. Gene Ontology annotation, molecular function: transaminase activity; pyridoxal phosphate binding. Gene Ontology annotation, cellular component: cytosol. The transcript is spliced from 10 exons. Bases 1 to 1248 code for a protein of 415 amino acids. NCBI's taxonomy places the organism in Eukaryota, Fungi, Ascomycota, Sordariomycetes, Hypocreales, Cordycipitaceae.